CAUGAAGUCACAGUGGUCACUGGUGACAUUCCCAAUGGAGGUACCGAUGCCAAUAUUUACAUGAUAUGUUAUGGGGCCAGUGGGAGCACCGACGACAUGCUGUUGCCAAAAUGUGGAGACAGGUUUGAGAGAGGUCAAAGAGACACAUUUGUGAUGGAAAUUGCUGAUAUUGCACCUUUCAAGAAGAUGAGGGUCUGGAUAGAUGGGAAAGGAAGUCGUCCUGAGUGGUUUCUUGAAAAGAUUAUACUGAAAAACAUGAGUAAUGAGGAAGAGACGACGUUUACCUAUGGCGACUGGCUGUCAAAGACCAAAGGUGAGAAGAGGCAACUCUCCGUUGAGAUGGCGGCGGUAGUGGAUGAAGAGGAGAUGGUUGAUACCACCACAUACACCAUACAAGUGAAGACUAGUGACGUAUCAGGUGGCGGUACUGAUGCCAACGUUUGCAUGAUAAUCUUUGGAGAGAAUGGCGACAGCGGGACACUUGCGUUGAAGCAGUCGAAUAACAACAACAAGUUUGAGAAAAAU
Molecule: messenger RNA, 525 nt
Organism: Staurois parvus
Lineage: Eukaryota; Metazoa; Chordata; Amphibia; Anura; Ranidae
Source: the annotation of a GenBank genome assembly